Messenger RNA from Daphnia pulicaria, 1197 nucleotides. Its product is annotated as histone H2A. Gene Ontology annotation, molecular function: protein heterodimerization activity; DNA binding; structural constituent of chromatin. The coding region runs from base 492 to 872 and encodes 126 amino acids. Gene Ontology annotation, cellular component: nucleosome. Lineage: Eukaryota; Metazoa; Arthropoda; Branchiopoda; Diplostraca; Daphniidae. The transcript has 2 exons. The record is from RefSeq and is a predicted model, not a curated record.
UGACUUGUUUUACGGCAUCGAUGUGCUAUAAUUUAUUAUAUAGGAGUAAUGUUAUUGUACUCGUCGUGAAAAUGAGGUAUUAUUACGGCCUCCCGGGACUUCACUAAAGUUGAGCGAAAUUUUUUGAUAAAGAAAAUGUGACGUCCGAAGACGGGAUUUGUUAGUUUCUUUGGAGCCUAUUGAGAAGUACACAAAUAGGUUUUUGAAGGGUCGCGCCGUUAAAAUGUUGGAUGAGCUCAACAUUCUGGCCACUAGGUGGCCUUUUUUGUUUACUUCGUCGUGUGCAUAGAUUUUGAUUCGUCUGUGUUCUUGCUAUACUUUUUCGUGUCUGGGAAAAUCGAAACAAAUAAUUAGAAUGAAUUGGAAUGUGUUGUGAAUUUGAAUAAAAGUGAUGGGAUUGAAAGAAUGAGUGGCGAGGAUCACAUGGAUAAACCGACUGCCAUAUUUCGUUUGCAAACCAGGAACCGCGUUCACUUACUCAACAUCUAAACAUGUCUGGUCGUGGCAAAGGAGGCAAAGUCAAGGGAAAGUCAAAGACCCGUUCCAGCAGGGCCGGACUUCAAUUCCCCGUCGGUCGUAUCCAUCGAAUGCUCCGCAAAGGAUCGUACGCAGAGCGCGUCGGUGCCGGUGCCCCCGUCUACUUGGCUGCCGUCAUGGAGUACUUGGCCGCUGAGGUCCUCGAGUUGGCUGGUAACGCCGCCCGUGACAACAAGAAGACCCGCAUCAUCCCUCGUCACUUGCAAUUGGCCAUCCGCAACGACGAAGAGUUGAACAAACUUCUCUCCGGUGUCACCAUCGCUCAGGGUGGUGUUUUGCCCAACAUCCAGGCCGUUCUCUUGCCCAAGAAAACCGACAAGCCCGCCAAGGCUUAAACUUCUCCCGUCUUUUAAUAAACGGCCCUUUUCAGGGCCACCAACUUAAUUUAGAAAACAGGAAUUUGCUAAGGGCUAUUUUUCGAACUUAGUUUAUUACACACUUUAUUUUAAUCUAGCUGUGGAAAUGAUAACGUGCAUGUUGUCUGAUUCGCAAGGGGGUACGCUUGAAUUGUGUUUGCUUCAACCUAAUUCUUGGUAUAUGAAAUGAAUGGUAUAUGGCAGUACUCCUACAAACAAAAGUUGUUAAUUAAUUACUUCAAUUUUUUAAACCAUUUCUCUUUUGAACUUACCACUGCCCUAUAACUUUCUCCUGAUGUCACGA